AUGGGUCUGCGUGAACUCCUCUUCCCCGCCGCCCUUUGUAUAGGUGCGGUCAAUGCCCAGAACAUACCAUCUGGAGCUGUUUCUUCGCACGUCGCUUCCUCUGGCUUUCCAACCUCUGUUUUCUCGUCCUACUGGGUCAAGCCUGUCGCUACAGCGGAGCCUCAACCUGCCCUGUAUGAUCCGGUCUUAAAUAUCACCUUCCCUCUCAAUCUGACCUCUCCUAACACGAUCCCGGAUGAAGAUAAUGAUCCGGUUCAUUAUGCAGCUCCGAUUGCUAAUCUUACCCUCGCUGGUAAGCAAGCCGUGAUCAAGAGCAUCACCUCCCAAGUUGAGGAGAUCGUCGCAAGCAAUCAAUUCAACACCAGCUGCUCGAAAUGUGUUGCUGGUUUGACAGUUGCAAAGACUGCAUCCCAAUUGGCACCCGAACUUGUGCCUGGCGCCAUGGUAUCUCUUUGCAAGCAGUUCAAGCUUCACGAUAACGAGACCUGUGAGGAAGACUUCGAGACAACCACUUUUGGCGCCAUCUGGACACAAAUUCUGGCCUUGGCUGAUGUGUCCGGUCUGGAUGGACAGUAUAUCUGCAACAGGAUUUCCAGUAACUUCUGCUCUAUGCCGACAACCAGUCCGCUGAACACUACUGGACUCUUUCCCAAGCCAAAACCCACCAACUACACGAUCCCCAAGCCCUGUGGUAACCGCAUCAAGGUACUUCACAUGUCUGAUAUCCACUUGGAUCCUCGUUAUGCUGUCGGAAGUGAAGCCAACUGCACAUCCGGUUUGUGCUGCCGCGCCAAUAACUUCAACACUGCUCUUCCCGAUGGUGAAAUCUCACUUCCCGCACCAUACUACGGCGACUUUAAAUGUGACAGCCCGUACGGCUUGGUUCUCUCAGCUUUGGAUUCUAUUGCUCCUCUCACUGGCACCAGCAAACAAGAUCCAUUCGGUUUCAGUAUUUAUACUGGUGAUCUGGUCAGUCACGAAAGCCAGAACGAGCUCUCUAGAGCCUAUGUAGAGUACGCAGAGCUGUCAAUCUAUGACAUGCUCAAGAAAUUUAUGGGCAAAGCGCCUGUUUAUACCGUCCUUGGAAACCAUGAUACUAACCCUGAAGCCAUCGAUGCGCCCCAUAGUCUUCCUGGAGAUCUUGGUAUGCAGAUGUCAUGGAACUUUGAUCAUGUUGCUGGACUAUGGCAUGAGGAAGGAUGGCUCAACGCGACCGCUGCAGAGCAAGCACGUCUCCACUAUGGCGCUUACUCUGUCAAGACUCCUCAAGGUCUCCGUGUUAUCACCUUCAACACUGACUUCUGGUACAAAUCAAACUUCCUCAACUUGAUUGACACACUGAACCCGGACAAGUCUGGCAUGUUUGCAUGGAUAAUCCAGGAGCUUCAAGCAGCUGAAGAUGCAGGAGAGCGCGUCUGGAUUCUCGGACAUGUUUUAAGUGGAUGGGACGGUACCAACCCCAUGCCCAACCCUACCGAUCUCUUCUACCAGAUCAUCGACCGCUACUCGCCUCAUGUCGUCGCCAAUGUGUUCUUCGGCCACACCCACGAAGACUUUGCAUACGUCUGGUACGCCAACAACGGCACCAACCAGUCCGCCGGCAAUGCCUUGACCACCGCAUGGGUCGGCCCUAGCAUCACCCCGCUCACAAACGUCAACUCUGCUUUCCGCAGCUACGAAGUCGACACUGGCGACUGGAACGUCUAUGAAGCCUACACCUUCUACUCUGACGUCGAGUCCUUCUCCGGUUUGAACAGCACAGGCCCGACGUUCAAGUUCGAAUACAAUACCAGAGAUACCUAUGGUCCGAGCAUCAACUGGCCUGGUGAGGCUCCUCUGAAUGCUACUUUCUGGCAUGAGGUAUCUGAGCAGAUCGCCAAAAACACUACAUUGGCCAGUACUUUCAAUACUUAUCAAGGCAAGAGUAGCGUUAUGAGUCCUAAUUGUACGAAUAUUGCUUGUGCGCAGGCGAAGGCGUGCUAUAUGCGUAGUGGCAGUGUGGCUCUGGGUCAAAAGUGUCCUCAANNGGGUAAGUUCCUUCUCCCGUUACGCAUGAGAUGUGUCCGAGGUUUACUGACGAUUGUGCAUAGAUAUGGUAGUGUGCAGAGUCCUUUCAAGCCCACCUCUUAA
Molecule: messenger RNA, 2130 nt
Organism: Aureobasidium vineae
Lineage: Eukaryota; Fungi; Ascomycota; Dothideomycetes; Dothideales; Saccotheciaceae
Source: the annotation of a GenBank genome assembly